GCUUCUUUCUGAGCCCUCUCCAAUCUCGAGAUUCUUCUGGAAUUAGGGUUUUCUGUUCUCGUCUUUCCUUUAGCUCUUCUUGCUAUUUGACUCGUAACAUUGCUGAAAUGCGAGUUCUUGGUGAGAUCGCGGAGUCUCCGUUUUCGAUUUCACGGCUAACCCCUAAUUCGACGGCGAUCGGAGGGGAAGACGGCGGAUUUAUCGCCGAGUGGGUCGACAGGUGCCAUGGAUUCUUCCAUAACACGGUUCUUGUCGCGGCUUCUCUUCUCUUCGUUGCGUAUUUGGUGUACGAGGCGAAGAAGAGCUUGUCGAAGCUGUCGAGUCGGAGAUCUUACAUCAUGAUCGCUUAUUACGGGUGUCUUUGGAUCGUUAGCUUACUCAAUCUUGCUUGGUGCUGUCUCCAGGCAUGGGAAUGCACUCCUGGGAAGGAAGUAGUUUGGAAUCUAUUAUCUCUGUUCACAACAUCAGGAAUGCUGUUUCUUGAAGUAAGCUUGGUGGCAUUUCUCUUCAAAGGGAACUAUGCGAGCGGAGUGGAAACACUAACACGGACAUUUCUCAUCUCAGGGCUUAUUGUAGGUCUUGAUUUGUUCUUCAAGGCAAUUUAUCUCUUUGGGUUCGGCGUGCCAUUGUUUAUAGACAAUGCUGAAAAUAUACAAAAGUUCAAAUGGGGCUUAUGGGUCAUCCACAAGCUGCUUCUCACAGGUGUUUAUGGGAUGAUAUUUUUCAUGUACAACUCUAAGUGGAGAGAAAGAUUACCGGCAAGACCUGCAUUCUACAAGUACGUAACGAUCAUGUUUGCCUUAAACGGAUUCUCUCUAUUCGCAUGUGCACUUACAGCGAAUGGGGCUAGCUUCGGAUUCUGGUUAUAUGGGAUCGCGAGUGUUUGCUACCAUGCCUUCUAUCUUCCUCUUCUGUAUGUUACUUUUCUUGCAGACUUUUUCCAGGAGGAAGAUCUGAACUUGGAGAAUGUGUACUACUCGGAGAUGAAGGAUGCAGGGUUUUUCGACGAUGAUUGGGAAUGAUAUGACAAGAGAGGUGACAAUGUUGAUCUUCUGAUGUACACAUGGAUCUGUACAUAGAAUGGCGUAUACGACUUCCAGAGAUCAUGAAAUGCUGUUCCUUUUUUUUUCUUGUCUUUUUUGUAGUAGUCAUCGGUUUAGUCCUUUGUAAGAAGAAGCUAAGAAUCUGUCGUGUAAUUGUAAAUCUACUCGCUCUGUUUUCUAAAUAAAAAUGUGCAACAUUCAGCUUCCGUGAACA
This is a messenger RNA of Tarenaya hassleriana, 1257 nucleotides long. RefSeq names its product transmembrane protein adipocyte-associated 1. The record is from RefSeq and is a predicted model, not a curated record. Bases 108 to 1022 code for a protein of 304 amino acids. Gene Ontology annotation, cellular component: plasma membrane. Lineage: Eukaryota; Viridiplantae; Streptophyta; Magnoliopsida; Brassicales; Cleomaceae. Gene Ontology annotation, biological process: G protein-coupled receptor signaling pathway. The transcript is spliced from 6 exons. Gene Ontology annotation, molecular function: G protein-coupled receptor activity.